CGGUCUUGUGUAUAUGCCGAGUUUUGAACGGAGAGCUCGGAUAUCAAUAUCUUUACAUCCAUGUCAACCUGGACGAACUUUUAUGAAGAGUUGUCACUUAUGUUCCUCCGUGGGUUUAUAAAGGAAAAGAAAUCGAAAUGACCAUCCUGGAUAUAAUCAGCAGUGGCUUCAGGAAAUGUGGUCUUCAGUUGGUCCUGUUCUUGUACAUUGCUGGGAUGAUCUUGCAGUUUCCUAUAUGGCAGAAUAUGAUCAUCCACCGUCUGUGCCUGGAACGAUAUGGGGUAGACGUCUGUGACAACCUCUCCAAGAAUCCUCAAGCAGAAUCCGAAGUUCAAAUGGUAUCAUCACGUCUUUUUACCUUACAAUCAAUCUUCACUGAUAUCCCUGGUGCCAUCGCUGCUUUGUUGUUGGGAUCACUCAGUGACAAGAUAGGUAGGAAGCGAGUCAUGCUCUUCCCAUGUUGCGGUUCUCUUCUCUUGAGUCUCGUCCUACUUCUUCAGUCCAUAAUACCAGUUGUGUACUUACCUUUGGUCAUCCUCAGCUGCUUGAUUUUUGGUGUCAGCGGUGGGAUCCAGACCUUUAUGACUACCGCUGUGAACAUCAUCACAGACACCACCCCUGUAGAGAAGCGAGCUGUGCGUAUAAGUCGCACCAUGCCCUUCUUUGGUCUUGGGAUGGUCGUCGGUAUGCUCUGCUCGGGGAUCCUUCCUCAAUUUCUGUCCAUCACUCAAGUUUACCUUCUUUACACUGCUUCCCAGUUCAUUGUCGUUGCUGUCGUUCUUCUUUUCUUUGACGAAACUCUUCCGAAAGUUCAAGAUGAUGAGCCGAGCAAUGGGGGCGACAUCAAGGAAAACAAUGGCAGUAAAAACAGCUAUCUGGGUAUUGUUGGUUUGAUCAAACUCAUAUGGAGUAGUGUAACAGCUGGAAUCAAUGUUCUUACAUCAAGAGAGAAUCGCCCCUACCGAACUGCUCUCAUAGUGUUGUUGGUUGCGGGGAUGAUUGGUAACGCAUCAGCAAUGAUUGAAUUCAAUUUGAUUCUCCUCUAUACCAAACGAGCGCCUUUCCUGUGGUCACCCAAAGUAUACGGUAUCUUUUCUGCCUUCAAAAGCCUUAUGGGCAUCAUCGGCCAGGCCGUAGGUACCGGGAUGGUACUAGGUCUCCUUGGCGAACGUUCUCUCAAGAAUGAUUUCAAGCUAUUGCAGUUGGGCUCUAUAUCCGCCAUCUUGGUUACUCUGUUUACAGCCUAUGCUUCGUCUACAAAGUUAAUGAUGUUCGCUGCCCUAUUUGUACUAAUUGGUGCACCUUCAAGAUCAGCUAAUGGUUCAAUUGUUUCUCGUAUUGUUAGCCCUAGUCAGAAAGGUGCCUUCAUGUCCAUGGGAUCUUUCUUGAACACGCUGACCACGCCCAUAUUAGGUGGUAUCUAUAAUGGUAUCUAUGCAUCAACAGUCGAGACACGCCCUGGUCUUGUUUUCAUAUGCAUGGCUGUUGUUCAUGCAUUUGCAUUCCUUAUUGUCAGGUAUGUUAUUGCAAAUGCACCAGAGUCCGAAUCUACAAGCGAGAAAACUGACUAACCGCUAAAGUUGCAUCACAGUACCUUUGGACUGAUGACAAAAUAACAAGGUGAAAAUAAAUUGUGAAAAUAGGACAUAGAUCUAGAAUUUUAGUUUAUCAAUCCAAUUGAUUCAAAAAGUUUUUUUUUCUAACAAAGUGUGUAAUGGUCAAGUGACCUAUAGAUUAGUGCUCGAGAUUAAACUUUUUUAUUAGAACACAGCUUGUCCUCAUGAUCCCGAACCCCUAGCUCAAAUUUCCACAAUAAUUCACCAGUCAGGGUUCUAUGUAAUGUAUAUGUCUAUAAUUAAUAAAAAUAUUAAUUCUCCAUGAAUGAAAAUUCAGGAAAUUAUUUUAUCUUAACGUGUAUAGGGGAGAUCGGGGUUAGUUGAAUUGCGGGGUAAGUUGAAACAUUGUAAUUUUCUUUAACGACUUUGACAUAAAUUUAUGCAAUACUGCCUUCAAUUUAUUGCUAUUAAUAAUACGACACUGUUGUAUUAUCAAUAGCAAAAUAUUGAGGGCGGUAUUGCAUAAAUUUAUUUCAAUGGCGUUAAAGAAAAUUACAAUGUUUCAACUUACCCCGCCUUUCAAGUAACCCCGAUCUCCACUACUUGUAUAAUGUCAAACUUUGAAAGAUGUAUCACUGGAAAUCUGUUAAGUGAUUAUUUUAACUAUGAAAAUUUAGAAAUUCAACCCUCAAAGGUUUGGUAGUGAUAUCGUUGUAUAAUGAAUAUAUUUAAUAACUUAAUUCGAGUAUUUUGUUUCUGAAAAUGGCAUUAUUUUGGACCUGCAGACUUAUUAUGGACCUGCAGACUUAUUAAUGUUCUUUAUAGAUUGUGGUUUUAUCAAAAUAUCAACAUAUCGCAACAAUUAAGGAGGAGUUGCAUUGGAUUUACAAAAUAUAACAAUCCAAUGAUAAAACGAUCGCAGAGUUAGAAAGCACAUGCAUAAUGUAAUAUUUACAAAUAAAAAGAUGAAUGCAUUCGCUAACCUGACAGAUAAAAGAAAAAGAGGAUCGAAGUUGGGAAAAAAGAAAUGAUAAUCGAAGUGAGACUUUAUUGGCAGAACUAUUAUUAUGUUAAUCGUAUAUUGCGUCAAUAAGUAAUGCCUUCAUGAAACAGUGCACUGUAUAUAACUUUGUACUUAUUAUUAUGAGAUUGGAUUUGCAUUCCUUUUAUCGGUAUAGAUAGAUAUUAUUGAUGGAUUUUUUUAAAAUUAUAGAUGAGCUUUUGCUCAUUCGCAUUAUCAGGCUUCUAAAUGUGUAGAGCAAUAAAACAAACUAUCUUCACUCCUUUUAAUUCAUUUGAGUUCGAGAGUUGUUUUAUAUUGUAGAUAUUGUACAGUAUUGUAAACAGGUAAAGAAUCUGGAAUGAUACAUUCUUGAUAUUCAUGUAUAGACUGAUUUUGAAGAGGACGAUAAAU
Messenger RNA from Lytechinus variegatus (green sea urchin), 2970 nucleotides. Its product is annotated as solute carrier family 46 member 3-like. The transcript has 6 exons. Gene Ontology annotation, cellular component: membrane. The record is from RefSeq and is a predicted model, not a curated record. Gene Ontology annotation, molecular function: transmembrane transporter activity. NCBI's taxonomy places the organism in Eukaryota, Metazoa, Echinodermata, Echinoidea, Temnopleuroida, Toxopneustidae. The coding region runs from base 138 to 1571 and encodes 477 amino acids. Gene Ontology annotation, biological process: transmembrane transport.